GUAAGCAACUUGUGCAACUGACCAGGAAUGAACAAAUUUUCAUCUGUUCUUCAGGUUUUAUGAGUCAGUGGACAUUUGAAAACUUCAGAGAUUUAAAGUUGUUUCCAUCUUUCUACACAGAUGGCUAUAGAAGCAAGCAAAUAUUAAUUUUUUAUGGGCAAAUAUAUGUCUGGAUUCUUAAGUAAACCAGCAUUUCAGAAUCAUAUUCCUCUUUAAGGAGCGUCUCCAGGACAGAGGAUUUGUGCUUUCCAGUUUCUUGUUAAUAUAACAAGCUGCAUUUUUGUCUUAUAAACCUCAAGCGGGAGAAAAAAGAAGCUGGUGAGGAAACAACUGUUUAUAGCUUCUAUAACCAUGCGUCGUACAGACUGGUUAGUGUGGCCAAGCGAGGCCCAGAGGAGAGAGGAGAGGAGGGCUGAAGCCAGGCUGGCUCAUGGGAUACAAAGGCUCGACGAGGCCAAACGCUACCAUCUUAACACACUGACCCGAGAGCAACACGCACUACACCGCCAUCUCAUCGCCCUUAAGACAGGUAACCGGUGGAGAGGCUUGAACACUGUGGGAUCACGACCCUCCAAUCACGAUCUCAGCCACCCUGCUGUGUCCUAUAGCAAGACCCGCUUACCCAUAAUCCCACCUGCAGACAGGGAGACAAACAGGCACAGGUCUGGGAAGCCGCAGUCCAUCUGCUCCCUGCAGGCUCGAGUUCAGGACUUUCUCAGCAGUGGUGAAAACAGGGCUGAUAAUGCUACAGUGCCUGUAUGUCUGCCAGACCUCAAACCACAGCCCCCAUGCAUGCUUCCUCCAGCCACGCCAGAGAGAGAGAACAAAGCGGGAGAUAGGGAGGGACAGAAUAAGAAACACAGGGAUAGAAGGAGGGAGGGACAGAGGUCAGCACUGGAAACACAAGGAUUUCGUUCAAAAGACAGUCAAAGAGAAAAUGAUCAGAUAGGAGCAAGAUAUACAGAAAAGGGUGAGGAGAUGAAUGUAACAAUACCCUACUCUACUCCUCUUUCUCCCCUCUCUGACACCCAUGCUCCUGACGGCCAAUUAAGGAUGGUUCACACACUGCCUGAUUUUGUGCAAGCACUGACAGAGGCACGCAAAGCCCGAUACAUACGACACAGAGGACAGCCUUUGUGCGAGAGAGAGCUGAGCGUCAGAGAGAUAUUCUCAAGCAACUCCAGAGACACACAUACCACUCACUAACACACUAGUGUCACUAGUCUGCUUCACACUCAUAUAUACUUAAGUUGAGACCUGUGAGCACACACACACUUUUAAUCUACACAAGUUGCAUUUUUUAAUUUAAAAAAAAAAGAAAGAAAUUUUCCUUAUGGAGACCAGUCAAAUGUCCCCAAGGUCAAAACAGUCAUGUAUACCUAAACAUGUAAUAUGCUCUAGUAACUGCAUUAUUUAAAUUUUAGCAUAACAUUCAUAUACUGGACUACAUUAUUGGGUUAGGUCAAUUACAAACAUUUUGUAAACUCUGUAACCUAUAAAUACAACUGGUAUUUCAACAUGACCUACAUUUUCAGUUCUGCUUACUGCAGUUUACUGUCAAUAUUUUGGUGGGUUUUUGGGAGCACAUAUUAAUGCUCUGACAUGAGCUAUGUAUAAGUUUACCUCAUGAAAAAAACAUCCAUCUCUGGGUUAAAUCCUUUCGUAAUAUGUGAGCACUGGGAUUGUACUUGUUUACUUCUGGUAAAGACAGAAGAAUUCUUUACAUGGUGAAGAAUAAGCCCCUCAUAACAGUUUGCCAGAUCAAGAACACCAUCCAGGAGGUAGGUGUAUCUGUGUCAAAGUCAACAAUUAGGAGAAGCCUUCACCAGAUUACAUACAGAGAGUUUACCAUAUGAUGUAAACCAAUGGUAAGCCUCGAAAACAGGAAGAAUAAUUUAGAGUUUGACAAAAACAUCUAAAAAUCAUCAAUCAUCCUAUGGAGAGAUUGAGACAAAGAUCAGCUUGUACCAGAAUGAUGGGAAGAGAAGAGUAUGGAGAACGGAAUGAACUGCUUGUGAUUCGAAUUAUACCACCUGAUCCUGAUGGGUGUGUAUGGCUUGGACCCUUGUAUAUAUUGAUGAUGUGACUGCUGAAGAAAGCAGUAGGAUGAAUUCUGAAGUGUAUAGGGCUAUAUUAUCUGCUCAGAUUCAGCCAAAUGCUUCAGAACUCAUUGGAUGGUAUUUCAGACAGCAGAUGGAAAACUACCUGAAACAUACUUCAAUAGAAACUUGAGACUUUUUUUAAGGCAAAGAAGUGGAAUGUUCUGCAAAUCAGUCACCUGACCAUUACACCACCCCCAUCAGCCUGGACUGUUGACACAAGGCGGGUUGGGUCCAUGGAUUCAUGCUGUUGGUGCCAAAUUCUGACCCUAUCAUCUGUGUGCCUCAGCAGAAAUCGAGAUUCAUCAGACCAGGCUACGUUUUUCCAGUCUUCAACUGUCCAGGUUUGGUGAGCCUGUGCCCACUGCAGCUUCAGCUUUCUGCUCUUGGCUGACAGAUGUGAAACCCGACGUGGUCUUCUGAUAUUGUAGCCCAUCCACCUAAAGGUUCGAUGUGUUGUGCAUUCUGAGAUGCUUUUCUGCUCACCACAAUUGUACAGAUAGAUUUUUUGACUUACUGUAGCCUUUCUGUCAGCUCGAACCAGUCUGGCCAUUCUCCACUGACCUCUCUCAUCAACAAGGCGUUUCCAUCCACAGAACUGCUGCUCACUGGAUGUUUUUUCUUUAUUGCACCAUUCUGAGUAAACUCUAGAGACUGUUGUGUGCGAAAAUCCCAGGAGAUCAGCAGUCAUAAAAAUACUUAAACCAGACAAUCCCACCGACAAUCCUACCAUGGUCAAAAUCACUGAGAUCACAUUUUUCCCCCAUUCUGAUGGUUGAUGUGAACAUUACCUGAAGCUGCUGGCUCGUAUCUGCAUGAUUUUAUGCAUUGCUCUGCUGCCACAUGAUGGGCUGAUUAGAUAAUUGCCUGAAUGAGUAGGUGUACAGGUGUUCCUAAUAAAGUGCUCGCUGAGUGUAUAACUCCCUCCUGGAU
Molecule: messenger RNA, 3032 nt
Organism: Pangasianodon hypophthalmus (striped catfish)
Lineage: Eukaryota; Metazoa; Chordata; Actinopteri; Siluriformes; Pangasiidae
Product: coiled-coil domain-containing protein 190
Exons: 5
Coding region: 352-1206 (284 amino acids)
Source: RefSeq, a predicted model, not a curated record